AUGGAAGGGACCUCAGCAGAGCUGUCGACCCUCCCCUGCUCCCAGAUUGUCACCUCCAUCCUCAGCCCCGGCCUGGCCAACCUGGUGACAGGUGGAGGCAGACUACAAAAAGAAACCUGGCAAGGCAGGACUGUUUACAACCAGAGUCAAAAGGAUAUCCUCCAAGGGGGGCCUGGGUGGCUCACAUCGUUUGAACAAAACCCUUACGCUGAUAAAGCUACCAGGAAACAAUGGGGCAAGGAAAUUGGCAUUCCAGAGUGUAAAAUUCACAUAAAAUACUUACCAAAAGCAGCCAGAGAAGACUGGACAUCCAUCACAAGACCUCAAUCACAUAUCCUACUUCAAGCUUUUGAGAGGAACCAAUUCCCUGAUAGAACAACCAGGAAAAAACUGGCUAAAAUAACAGACAUUCAGGAAUCAAGAAUUCAAAUGUGGUUUCAGAAUUAAAGAUCUCUAUACCCAAGGCAGAGAAGUGAGUCCAUGAAUUCCUUGGCAGACAGCCCAAAUGCAAGACCAGGUCUGACAGCUCAGCACCACCAAAUUGAUCUGCCCACUUUCCCAGGCAGGUCUCAUCAUUUUGCUUCCUCCCAUUUUUUCCGUAGGAACCAAACAUUUCUACCUGCUCCUCUCCCAUCCCAGGAGUCCUCUGUCUCUUGUGUGAACCAAGGACCAAGCGUCAUGAUGGUACAGCCCAGAGACUAUGCAGACAGAAUUCUUUACUCUCCUCGGAAUUACCGGCCAAUACCAUCAACUCUGCGAGUCUCAGAUACUCAGGCUCCUUUCUGGCCGCCAAAGCAAGAAAAGUGCCAGAAUCACAAAGAAUAGAAGCACACAGGAGUACUACAGUUGAAGGACUACUCUCAGCCUCAUCCUGAGCACCAAAACCACCAACUGCAGGAUCUGGGGCAGGUAGACAUUAUUCUGCAAUGGUGGGAUGAAAUCUGCCAGACUCUGAUUGCAAAGUGGGAUCCUCGAGGAGGGACACACUGA
Molecule: messenger RNA, 990 nt
Organism: Puma concolor (puma)
Lineage: Eukaryota; Metazoa; Chordata; Mammalia; Carnivora; Felidae
Source: RefSeq, a predicted model, not a curated record